UUUAUACAGUACAACCUCGAAAAUAGGUACUUUGAUAAUGUUGUACCUUCAAGUAUAGAGUGCGCCAUAAUCUUAUCCAGUAUCAACCAUUGGAUGAUAACUUAUCAUGAAGUAUGACGCGUCGAUAGCGACAUUUCAAGUUCUUGCUGGCAAUGUGACUGUGUGGUGAUUAAAAUUUACUGUGUACGGGUGUAAUGAGUGUGUUCUAAACUUAAUACCAAAGAAAAUCUUAAUUUACCGUUACUUCGUGUGAUCAAGCAGCAAUGUCGUUAUUUAAGAAGAAAAACACGAAAUACACGUCUCCUCCCGUACCACCGCCUCCAGUUGAAGACGUGUAUAAUCAAUCUAACGGUGUAGAUAACAACAAUGGUGCUCAAAAGUCACAGUUAGUGUUUCAUUGCCAACAGGCGCAAGGAAGCCCCCUUGGUCUUAUCUCUGGAUUCUCAAAUGUCAAGGAGCUCUAUCAAAAAAUAGCAGAAUGUUACGAUUUCCCACCCGAAGAUAUCCUGUUUUGCACCUUGAAUACUCACAAAGUAGAUAUGAAAAAGCUUUUAGGUGGCCAAAUAGGAUUGGAGGACUUCAUUUUCGCACACCGGAAAGGCAGGCCAAAAGAAAUAGAAAUCGUUAAAACGGAAGAUGCACUCGGUUUAACAAUAACUGACAAUGGAGCUGGUUAUUCAUUUAUCAAGAGAAUAAAAGAAGGUUCAAUUGUAUCAAGGAUACAACAUAUAGAGGUUGGAGAUCACAUUGAACGAUUAGAAGGUGAGAGUAUGGUUGGUAAGAGGCAUUAUGAAGUAGCGAAAUUACUGAAGGAAAUACCAAAAGGCAAGACGUUCACAAUUCGCUUGGUAGAACCGUUAAAAAGCGGAUUUGGUAGCAUUGGUCCGAAAUCUGGUAGUGCAAGAUCUAGCAAGAAACAAAGCUAUGGAUCAGGCAAGGAAACGUUAAGGUUUAAAGCAAAUGGACAAGCCACAAUAGAAAAUGAACAUGACGAAAAAUCAAAGGCCGGAAUAGAGAAGAUCAAUGAGCUCCUAGAGUCAUUUAUGGGAAUUAAUGAUUCCGAGUUGGCGUCACAAAUGUGGGAUCUCGCUGAAGGAAAAACUAAUUCCAUGCAAUUAGCCGAAGCUAUAGACAAUAGCGACUUACAAGAGUUUGGAUUUACCGACGAGUUUAUCAUAGAAUUAUGGGGUGCUAUAACUGAUGCGAGAUCUGGCAGACUGAGUUAAGAUUUUCAACUACUUUAGUUUCCCAAACUUUUGCGUAUCGCCACACAAAACGCCAUUUUGUUUAUAUUGUAAGUUAAAAUGUAUUGUUGAUAAAAUAAUCCAUUAUAAAACGAAGUCCUGAUGUAUUAAAUCCUAACUAAGGGUCAUCUUUAUAACAAGUAGUUAUCUAUUUUGUAUUUGAACUUUCUAAGAUGAUUGAUUUAUUUUAUAAACCAAUUAAAAAAAUAAUAAAACAAAAAAAAUUGUCAUAAAUAUUAAUAGCAUUUAUGACCUGCUUAAAGUGCCUUUUAGAACAAUCUAUUCUAAAUAAUUAAUGUGUAAGUCGUCACAAAUCAUUUCAUUUAUUAUGUAUUAAGGUAAAUGUAUGUACAUAAUAUGUAUUACCAUUCUUCGUGAUUUAUUUAACUAUUUAGGGGAUGUUAACUAUUGAGAAAUGAUCUAUUAUAUUUAUUUCAUUGACAAGGUCCAACAAAACGAUUGCUUAAAACUUACAAUAGCUAGAUUUUAUGUAUAGUACAAACAUGUACAAAUGUUGCUGAAUAAUUAUAAAGAAGGAGAACAGAUUUUAAUCGUUUAUUGGAUAGAGAAAAGUAGUAGAAAUGCAUUUUUUAUUUUAUUUUGUGAUAUUUGCCUAUAUGUACUCAAUUAUUAUGAUGUCAUAUUUGAAAAUGGAAUUUGAAUAAAUUAUUUAUUUCGAAAAUUAUAAGAUAUAGAUAAUUAUUAGACUCAUGUAACUUUGAAAGUAUUGUAUAAUGUGCUAUUGAAACUUUGUUGAUGAUAGCUUUUAGUUAACAUAAUUAGGGACGAAAAGUCAGAUUUUAGAUUUAAUUAUAGAAAUAACUAAGAAAUUAGAUUAACUAAGUAACUUCUUAAAGUUUUUUCUUUUUUUAUAAUAUAUAGAUUGACUGAGGUCUUUUUAUUCUGAUGUAUAAAAUGUGUGCCUUCACAAAAUCGUCUAAAUUGUGUUGAUAUUUUUUUAUAAAUUUAAUUUUAAAAAUAGAUUGUACCUAAUAUAAAUAAAAAUUAUAUUUUGUUCUA
Colias croceus (clouded yellow) is the source of this 2264-nucleotide messenger RNA. It is a transcript of the gene kermit, whose product is annotated as PDZ domain-containing protein GIPC3. Lineage: Eukaryota; Metazoa; Arthropoda; Insecta; Lepidoptera; Pieridae. The record is from RefSeq and is a predicted model, not a curated record. Gene Ontology annotation, molecular function: protein binding. Bases 264 to 1226 code for a protein of 320 amino acids. The transcript is spliced from 4 exons.